This is a messenger RNA of Peromyscus leucopus (white-footed mouse), 195 nucleotides long. Its product is annotated as beta-defensin 13-like. The record is from RefSeq and is a predicted model, not a curated record. Lineage: Eukaryota; Metazoa; Chordata; Mammalia; Rodentia; Cricetidae.
UUGUUUGUUGCUGGGCCCAUUCUUCUUGUUGAACUUUACCCAGCCAGGGUCGAAUUUGCAUUUUACAGAAGGUCCCUCUGCACAAAACUGGGUGGCCUGUGUGAAACUGACGACUGCCUUACCUUCAAAGAAAAGAUGGGGAGCUGCUGGGCUGACUUAACACCACUGUGCUGCAGAAAAGGAAAGAAACACUGA